This is a messenger RNA of Cercopithifilaria johnstoni, 3426 nucleotides long. The record is from the annotation of a GenBank genome assembly. Lineage: Eukaryota; Metazoa; Nematoda; Chromadorea; Rhabditida; Onchocercidae.
AUGGUUAUUCGUCCUUCGAUUGAAAAGUGGUCAAGGCAAGAGUUAGAAGAUCGUUAUCAUGUUCUUUAUCAAGAGAAUCAUAGCUUAAAACGAAAUUACAAUGAAUUGGAAACCAAACUAAAACAGUCAAACGCAAAGAUAAAACGUAUGAUCGUUUAUGGGAAAGACUGCAACGAUGAUUUAAAUUAUGCUGAAUUAAUUAAAGAAAAUCGAUUACUCACUAAUAAAUUGAAAAAUUUGAAACAACAAAUCUUAAACUAUGCUAGACCUGGAACAUCAGUACAAUGCUCACUUUCUUCACAGGCUCGUUCGCCUGUACAACGACCACAAUCAGCUUUACCACAAAGGCCUUAUCUUCCACGGCAUACUACCAGUAAUUCUUCAACACAAUUUGCCAACGUUCAGCAAAGACCAGCAACAGAUGUGCCAAAAAUUUCCGAUAGGAAAUCAGUACUUUUGGAUAAAACGCUUUUCGUCAAAUUAAACAGAGAAUUGAAACAAAAAGAUGACGAAUGCGCUUUAUUAACAUGCAAAUUAAAUAAUGUCCAACAGCAAUUGGAAAAGCUUAAAAAUGAAUAUGAUCAAGUGCUUGAGCAACUUCAAAGUAAGCAAUAUGAAGGAUUUAAAUUACAACGACAAUUUGAUGAAACAACAACGAUCGAUACAAUGGAUGCAAAACAAUUGAAAAAUGUUUAUAUUUUAAAAAAAGAAAUGGAAAUGAUACAAGAAGAGAAUAAAAUGUUGCAUGAAGCAAAUGAGAAACUUAUACAAAAUUCAUUAACAAUUGAACGAUUGACAACGGAAGAGGGUAAGUAUCGAGGAGCGAUCGAUGAUCAACGUGUAUUGGAGAUGGAGAAGCAAUUGAACGAAUUAUUUGCAAAAUAUUCUCAAUUAAAGCAAAAUUAUCGAAAUUUAAUGCAAACAAAAUUGGAAUUAGAAGAACGAUUGAGUCAUCAAAGUGCUCAAAUAAUUAAGGAAAAAACUGUCAUCGAUGGGAUUGCCGAACGAAAAAAUGAAUUUGAGAAAAGAAAGAUGGAAUUUUCUGAAGGAAAUGAAAAAUUUAAUAAAACAGACUUCAGUCUUGUAAAAAUAUAUGAAGACUUGACACGAAUUAUUGAGGCGCAUAUUGUCGAGAGGUCAUCAGAUGACGAUGAUGAUAAUGGAACAACAACAGAACGGGAAGAACACAUCGAUAAAUGGCGAAUGAUGUAUAUGGAAAUUUAUGGUGAACUUGAAAAGGUACGAAAUAUGCUACUCAUUCAACAUAAUAUCAAUGAACAGCAUCUUCAAGAGAUAGCUUUACUGAAUCAAAAUUUGCAACAAACAAAAGCACAUUCAGAAUGCAAAAUGAAAGAUUUGGUAAUGAAAUUAACUGAACGUGAAGCUGAAAUUACAAACUUAGAAAUGCGAUUGAAAAUGUUAGCAUAUGACGAUCAGAUGAUUAUUCCACGUGCUACGACGAACAAGCAAGAAAUGGAAACAAAUGAAUUGAUGUUACAUUUAUCGAGAAUAGUAUUGACCUCUCAUGGCCUAUCAAAAAUUGGAACUGUUCGACCUAUUAUAUUUUUGGCAAUUGAAUUUUACGAUUUUGAAUUGCAAACAACGCCAAUGUUAAAUGGGCCUGAAAUACAAUUGGAUUUUUCAACAAUCUAUGAUGUUAUUGUGUCAAAUUUAUUCCUUCAUUAUUUGGAAACACAUGGUAUAACAGUAGAAAUGUAUCAUCCACGUGGUGCCGAUUAUGUACUUUGUUCAGUUGGUAUUAUUUCAUUGAAAUAUUUGACUAACGCUACUGAAUCAUAUCGUGGUAUACUUCAAAUGAGAUCAUCACUUGAUGGUUGUUUAUUUGCAACAAUAGAGUAUGAUAUUACUAUAAAUACUAAAAUGAUUAAUGCGUUAGUUUUACAAAAGAAAAAAAUAAAUGUUGUUAGUUCGGGUGCAUUAACCGAUACCGAUGAAUCUAUCAAUCGUUCCAUGUAUAAUAUGUUAAUUGUUCAUGUUCAACGUUGUAACAAUCUUGAUAAGCUUAUCAAUGAAAAUUAUGCUCCAACAACUUUGAUUUUUUAUGAAUUGUAUGAUUGUGAUGUAUGGAGAACUGAACCGGUUUCGAACAAUACUAAUCCAGAAUAUAAUUCCGUAAAAACAUGGAUUUUACCAGUUGGAAUCGAUUUAUACAAUGUUUUACGUUCAUCGCAUUUAACAAUAACUGUGUUGGAGAAACAAAUACGUAGUGGUGACGAACGUCAGAUUGGUUACGUUAAUAUUGCGCUUUACCCACUUGUUCAUAACAAUGAGAUUUCAGGAACAUUUCCACUUCAUUCGGCGAUAAAAGAUGUACCAACAGAAGCAUCAAUUGAUAUUUCAAUACGAUGGAAAUUUCCAUAUCAUCCUCCUGAAUCGGAAUUGAAAUUGGCACAUACUGAUGAAGAUUUUAAACGAAGUGUCAAAACGAUUGAUAUAUUGCCUGAAGGAAAAUUAGUAAAUAAACGCAUGAAAAGCAAGGAACAGUCAUCAAUUGUAAAUGAUGAAUUUGUUAAUGUUGAAGCUGAAAAUUUCCGCUUCCACUUAGAUUUCAAGAAUGACGUUGAAAGAAUUAAACCAAAAGCUGUCGAUAUUUUGGGCGAUAUGGAAAAUGAUAAUGGUAACAAACUGGACAAUUUCAAAAAUCAAUCUGUUAAUAUGGAUGAAAUGAACAAACAGUACAAAUCAUCAAUAUUGUCACAAAAAGGACGAAAAAUUCCGCACGUUGUUGAAUUUGCAGAUCCUAUUCAGCAAUCAUUUUCAGCAAGUGUAAGUAGUACGGAUGAAACGACGAAUAGUUGGACAACUGAUGAAGGACAAAUUAUUGAAGAUGAUAUUCCAAUUAUCAGUGCUAAAUGUGGACAAUUGAAUGGGAAAUUUUCAUUCAUCAACAAUGCUAACUUUGAUAAAUUCCUACAAAACAAUGCUUACACUGUGGAAAUAAUUAUUGGAAGCCUUCGUAUUAGUGAUCUGUCAAAAUUGGUCAAUCCCUUAUACGAUGACCAAUCGAUUACCAUAGAAUGGAAAUUUUUGGAUUUUCCAUUAGAAGAAUGUGAAACAAUUGGAGAACCGUUACCACUACCGCGUGAUAUACAAACUACGGCAGAUUUUAACUUUCAAAAAUCUUAUACAUUAAAUGAUCGACAAUAUCAUUUAUUACGCCAAUGGAUCGAGCAUGGAAAUAGGAUGGAGAUAAAUUUGGUGAGUAAUGGAAGUAAUUUGAAAUCAAGUGAAGAUUUAGGCGUUGCAUAUGCUGAAUUAGGAGCGCAACAUAAUGCAGUAAAACGAUUAAUACGUUUUGUUGAUAUAAAUGAUGUUGAAGUGGCAAACAUCGAUAUAAGUAUAUCAUAUAGUAAAGAGCUAUUGGAAAAACUUCAGGAUAUUGGGAAAGGUUUGGAAGAUGAAUAA